Molecule: messenger RNA, 1143 nt
Organism: Columba livia (rock pigeon)
Lineage: Eukaryota; Metazoa; Chordata; Aves; Columbiformes; Columbidae
Gene: ART1
Product: ADP-ribosyltransferase 1
Exons: 4
Coding region: 181-1089 (302 amino acids)
Molecular function (GO): NAD+ poly-ADP-ribosyltransferase activity; NAD+-protein-arginine ADP-ribosyltransferase activity
Source: RefSeq, a predicted model, not a curated record
AAAGAGCAGCCGCUUCUCGCCUCUCCUGCCAGCAGCGGGUGGGUGCCGAGGGGCUGGGUGCCGAGGGGCUGGGGAGCAGCACCCCGACCCCACACCCACCGCAGGGCACAGCCGCUCGCAGAGGAACCAGCAGCUUCCCUGUGGCAGCUGGUGACGUCCCGUGGGGUGGCUCUGCUCACCAUGGAGUAUCUGGUGCUGGGCUUGGCGCUGCUGGCCGGGACAUUGACUGCCGGCAGCCCCCUGCACCGGCGAGACCUCAGCCCUAUCAAGGAGGUGGCACUGGACAUGGCCCCCAACUCCUUCGACGACCAGUACCGGGGCUGCGGCCGCAUGAUGGAGGAGGAGCUGCAGGAGCUCAACCGCACCGAGUUCACCAACAACAGCAUCUACGCCAAUGCCUGGACCAUCGCUGCUGCCGAAUGGCGGAACCGGCGGGGCCGCGUCCCCCAGACGUCGACGCUGCGGCCGGAGCACGCCAUCGCCUUCCUGGCAUACACCCAGCAGGGCCCCCUGUACCGGGCGUUCAAUGUGGCCGUGCGCGAGGCCGGGCGCUCCCGUGGGGAAUACCUGCGCAACUUCCACUUCAAGGUGCUGCAUUUCCUGCUGACCGAGGCCCUGCGCUCCCUGCGGGACACCCGGCACCACCAAUGCCACCGCGUCUACCGAGGUGUCCAGGGCAUCCGCUUCACCGCCCGCAGCUGGCAGUCCAUCCGCUUCGGCCACUUCACCUCCGCCUCCCUCAGGUACGAGAGCACCCAGAACUUCGGCCAGGACACCUUCUUCUCCAUGGAGACCUGCUAUGGCGUCCCCAUCAGGGACUUCUCCUCCUUCCCCGAGGAGGAGGAGGUCCUCAUCCCACCCUUCGAGAGCUUUGAGGUCACCAGUGUCACCCGCAACGGGAGCAGAGCCCUCAUCCAGCUCCGCUCCCAGGCUGCAAACAGCACCUACAACUGCGAGUUCGUGAAAGAGAAGAGAUGCCGGAGCCGGCCGUGCGUCUUCAGCACAGGCUGGAGCAUCCCCAGGGACCCCCCACAUCUCUGGGGGCUCCUCCUGGCAGCCACGGCCCUGGCAGCUGCUGGGGGUCCCUGAGCCACGACGCCACCGCUGCCACUGCCCCACGGUGAGGACAAGGAGUCAGGAGCC